AGGGGUGGUGGUGGAGGCAGAUACGAUAGUAGCAUUUAAGAGACUGUUGGGCUAGGCACAUGGAUAUGCAGGGAAUGGAGAGAUAUGGAAUAUGUACAUACAGUUAAGAGUUAGUCUUGGCAUCAUGUUCAGCAUGGAUGAUAUAAUUUGAAAGCUUGUUCCCUUACUAUACUCUUCUUUGUAUUUUGCAUGUUGUAGAUAGCACACACUGUAGCCACAGUGUGCCAGGAUGGAGGGAAUGAAUGUUAAAGUGAUUGAUUGAUUAGCCCAUUUCUGAAGUUGUUGAACUUCUUGCAUGCCAUUGGAGGUGGAGAGUGUUCCAUUAUGUCAGGGGUAAUGGGGAGAAGGUAGAAGAAUGGGUUUGGAGGAGAGAGUUAGAUCAGCCAUGAUUGAAUGGUGGAGUAGACAUGAUGGGCUGAAUAGCUUCAUUCCACUCCGAUCACUUAUUAUAUGCCUUAAUGGGCAUUGUAGAUAAUGGAAAGAUCAUGUGGCGAGCCACUUACCAUAGGAUACCCAAACUCUGACCUGAUCCAUAACUUGGAAAUAAUGAAAAUUAGUUUGCUAAGAAAUUGAAGUUACUUGUUUAUUUUCAAUACAAGGAUUAAAGUUAAUCUUAACUCAAUGAAUUGUAACAACUACAAUAUAUUUCAAGUUUUCACAAUAUAAUCUCAAUACGGUUAAUUUUCAGCAAAUUUAUUGACUCAGACAGCACAGAUUUUUAUAAAUGACAAAGAUACUUCAUCAUAAAAUUAUAUGAACCAAAAAUGUGAUUGUGUUUAUCACUAGACAUAAUGCCACAAGAGAUCUGUGUUCUCUUGUAAAUGAUUCCUCUUCACGGUUGGCUGAAAAAAUAAAAGCAUAUGAAACAGAAAGAGAUGAAACACGGCGACUUUAUGGUGAAAAUGCUGAAAAUAUUGAGCGAAUAAUAAUGGCUUUUGAAGAACUUCGCAUUCAGGCUGAAAAUACAAGAUUAGAAAUUAUAUUUAAGCUAAAGGAAGAAAUUGAACAAAGAGAACAGCUUAAGAAUAAAUAUCAACAGCAACUGAAUGAUAAAGAGAAUGAGGUACAGCAAUUCCAACAGCAGUAUAAACAAAAAGAUACUGAGCUUCAUGAAACAUGGAUUAAUCUGCAGGAGUCCAAAACCAAAAAUGAUCGGCUAGAGGAAGCAAAUAGACACUUCAGUGAAAACCUUCAAGAGUUGAAUGCCAAGGAAAGAAACUUGACAACAGAAUUAGACAAAACAAAGGACUUGUUAAGCAAAAGAGAGAUUUCUCAAAAGUCUCUUGAAGAAGAAUUAGGAAAUUUAAAGACGGUUAUCAUUCAGGUUACUAAAGAAAAGGAAAGCAAAAUUGAAGAAUUUGAUAAAGUUGCAUCAAGUAGUGCAUUAGAAAUUGAUGAACUUAGAAAAAUGGUAAAACAUUUGGAAGAAUCUUUCAGAACAGAACAGCAAAGAUCAAAGCAGGUCCAAGAAUCUUUACAGAUUUCUUCUUCAGAGUUGGAAAAAAGGACUACAAUACUAGGGGAAUUGGAACAGCUUAAAAGUGAACAUGAAUUGAAGAUUAAUCAACUCACAGAGUUUUUGGAAAACAACACAAAAAGUAAAGAAAAAAUAGAGGAAGAACUAGCAAGUGAAAAGUUAGAAAGGAUAAAAUACUUUGAAGAAUUGAAAAUGGAAAAGAAAAUGCAGAAUGACUUACAAGACAGAAUGGAUAUACUGGUACACAAAACAGAAGAUUUACAGAAAUGUGUAGAUGAAUUGAUGAAAGAAAAUGCAAACCUUAAAGAAAUAACAGAAAACAAAGAGAAUAUACAUUCUGAACUUCAAAGAGAGAUCGCUAAUGCACUUGCAAAAGAAAAGGAUUGUUUUGAACAAAUAAACAUCUUGAAGACGGAACUUGAAGAGGAAAAACAAAAGCACAAUAAACUCUAUUCGGAUUACCACAUUCUGUUAACAGUGAAAGAAACAAUUUCACAAAACCUAAGUAAUGGCAAUGCAAAAAUUAAAGACCUCCAAAAGAAACUUGAUAACUUUGAAUAUAAAGAAGAAUCAACAAAGAAAGAGAUAGAAGAACUUCAGGAACAAAAUCAUCAACAAAAGGAAGAAAUGAAAGCACUAGAGAACACAUUGAAACAACAGGAUCAAUUAACUGUAAGAAAACUUGGAGAAAAGGAAGAAAAUUCCAAAACUUUUCAAAAUGAAGUUAAAAAAAAGGAAAAAAUGCUAAAGACAAUGGAGAAUAAGUUGAACUCUUUGAAAAAGCAAUUGGAAAGUAAGAACAUCUCUGCUGAAGAAUUAAAUCAAGAGAAUAAGAGCUUGAAAAAAAAGUUUAUUGAAGAAACUCGGCAGGCCAACAUUUAUAAAACCGAGAGAAAUGAAUUGAAUUUGUUGCAUUUGGAAUUGACAAGUCUCAGUAAGCAAAAUGAAGAAACCAUUCAGGGUCUUCAAAAGGAAAUUGAAGAACUGAAGCUUGAAAACAAAAAGUUAACGGAAGAGGUAAAAUCAUUGAAAUUCACAGCAGAAACAACUCUUCAGGCACAGAGAGAAACUGAGAUUAUGUGCCAGAACAAGAUUACUGAAAUGGUUACGCUUAUGGAAAAACACAAGCAUCAGUAUGAUAAAAUGGUUGAUGAAAAAGAUGCAGAAUUGAAAUGCUGGAAAGAAAAACAACGAAAUAUCAACCUAUGUAAAAAACCUUUGGAGGAAGAGCUAACAUCUCUCAAAAGUGAACUUUCAGGUGUAAAACAACAACUUAAAGAAGUGACUGGUGAAAAGGAAACUUUUGAAAAUCAUGUUAAGGCAUUGAAGGGCACAGUCAAAUCUUUAAAAGAUGAAAUAAAAAAGAAAGUUGAAUCAAAUUCCAGUUUGAUGAACAAAAAUAACAGUGCAUCAAAUUGUGAAGUAUCUAAGACUCCUGUCAGAAAAAACAACCUAUCUACUGCCUCAAAAUCAGCAGAACUGCCUAAACAGUCAGAAAGUUCAAUUAUUCAACAUUUUCAUACUUGGACACCAGCAGAAAAAGCUAAAGUUUUCCCAAAUCAUCAGACGUACACAAUAAAAACUCCCCUCGGUGCUCACAAUCAAUUUCUAAAGGGCAUAAUGAAACCGCCAGCUGAUGAAGCUCUGCAGAAAAAGAGAAAAGUGUUUUUAGACUUGGAUACACAUUCAGACAGCUCUGAACAGAGUGAUCUUUUGAGCAUGAUUCCGGAAUCUGACAUGUUCAGAGAAUUGUAUAAAGGAAACUCAGAAGCUGCUAGUCUCUUUGGAAAACCAUUCAAACAGUUGUGCAGUCCAGCAAAGCCCAAAACUUAUGGCAAUGCUCUGAAAAUGGAUGCUGUUAAGAAGAUGCGAAAAGCAGGGUGGGAAGCUGUCACAAAGGAAAGCAGGAAAAAAAGGAUGAAAGUAGCAGAGAAAAUAUUUUAAAUUUAUAUAGAUUAUUGUUUUUUUUCUUAAGAUUUCCUUGGACUUCCAGAAAAAAUAUAUUGUUUCUCUGUAACUUCAAAUAUAAUUUUAAUGGUUAUUUCAAAUAUGUUGAUGUAUUUACAUAGAACACUAAUUUAAAAGGUAUUUAUUCAAAUUUGAAUAAAGAUAUACUGUUAUAAGAAGUUAUUGGACUUCUCCACAUUACAUCUUAACAUGGCUCAGGCCAUUUAAUAAAUGUUUAUUGUUUAACUUCAUUUUUAAAAAAAAGAAUGAGCAAGUUCUCAAACUUGUUUAGAAAUCCAUAUUAUUGCAAUGGAUUUUUCCCUUAUCUGUAGUCAAAAUCUCCAACUGACCUUUGGGUCUCCUGCUGCAGAUGAUGAGGAAUGAUAGGACACAUCCUAAUUCCUUUCUUGUUUAUUAGAUUUCCUAGAGGACGUUAUCCAUUUUAAAAUUAUUUUUACAUUGGGCAAGAGAAACGUCUUUUUUGCUAGGAAUGACAUUAGGCUCAAAUAGCAAUGCAGUUUUUUACUAAAUGAUAAAAUGCAUUUUUUUUUUGUAAAAUUUAAACUUCAUGGAAGUGAGGAUGUUGUCAUCUGCAUUGUUAAGCUGUGGCAGACCUCAAUGCGGCAGUCAAUUUUCAUCCUUUUUACCAAUCAGACUUCACUUUAACAGCUGAAGAAUCCAGUAAAAUUUUGCAAAUCAGGGAUAUAGUUUGGAAAAGGGAUAGUUUGCAGGAAGAAGAUCAGUCCUGCUAAAGGUGUGUCACAAAACAAAGCGGUAAGUCAAAGGGAUUAAUAUAAUUGAUGGUUGACUAAUUACUAGCUUGUGAUUAAACAGAUUGAUUACAUGCCGCACUUUUCUUCAUUAAUGGAAGAUUUCUGCCACAGAACACAACAUUUCAAUUCAAUUCAAUUCAAAUGUAAGUUUAACUUACUGAGAUGAUAUUCUAUUUAAAAAACCUUUGCAGCAAACAGUAAAAACUAAACACAUUAAACUGACGAUGCAUUUGUUCUUGUUCUUAAAAUAUUUGAGUGUUUGUUCUGUACUAAGAUAUUAUUCAUGUUAAUAAAUGAUAAAUAUUUAAAUCAUGUUUCUGUUAUUUUAAUUGCAAAAUAUACAAAUGGCCAUUACGUUUCCCUUGUCCUAUCAAACAAAUCCAACA
Messenger RNA from Leucoraja erinaceus (little skate), 4583 nucleotides. It is a transcript of the gene sycp1, whose product is annotated as synaptonemal complex protein 1. Bases 929 to 3421 code for a protein of 830 amino acids. Gene Ontology annotation, cellular component: central element; transverse filament; male germ cell nucleus. The transcript has 27 exons. Gene Ontology annotation, biological process: synaptonemal complex assembly; chiasma assembly; lateral element assembly. NCBI's taxonomy places the organism in Eukaryota, Metazoa, Chordata, Chondrichthyes, Rajiformes, Rajidae. Gene Ontology annotation, molecular function: double-stranded DNA binding. The record is from RefSeq and is a predicted model, not a curated record.